AUGGCCCAGUCUUACGGCGGCCGGGUGCUGGCUGCGAUGACCCUGCUGGGCGUCCCCGCGGCGGUGCUGGCGGUGCUGGGCGCGCAGCUGCUGUUCCAGCUGCAGGCGGGUCGUGCGGAGCUGCGGGGCGCACGCUCCGACGGGCUGGGCCCGGAGUUGGGCGCCGGCGCGGGGCUCCCGGAGGACUCGGCCGGGGCGCUGCUGCCGCUGGCAGCCUCGCUGGCCGCGCUGGCCCUGGUGCUGGGCCUCACCUGUCUGCUGCUUGCCGCGCUCUGCGGCCACCUGGGCGCUGAGCUGGCGAGGGGGCGCGGCCCCAGCAGGUCUGACUGGUUUCUCUAUGAUCGUCGUCUCCUCAGACACACGGCCCUUGGCCUCUUCUGCUGUGGGGUCUCUGUCUACUUAGCAGCCCUGUCCAUCUACGCCUUGCUGCUCUUUGAGAUUGAGACAGGAGCAGCAGCUGCCGCCAUCCUUGGCUCAGGUGCCCUGGUCCUGGUGGCCGCACUGACUCACACUCUGCUCCGGGCCACCAGGGCUACGCGCCGUGGCCUCCAUGAGCUGACCCUGCCACACUGUGAAGAUGACCCUGUGGGCCCCGUUGAAGUCGCCAAGGCCACCCCCACGGCUCAGUCCCAACAGGGUAUCCACCGCCAGAUCCCUUACACUUCCUCUCCGGAACCCAGGGAUCCUCUCCGACCCACAUUUGCUACAGUGGAAUCUGCAGUUCUGGGGGGAGGUCUGGAAAGCAGCCUGCCUACACCCCACAAGCACCGGACACUGCCAGCCAGUGGGGGGCGCUGGGAAGGGGUCACCCAGGAGAUGCGAAGCAUGCUGGGCCACAGGUCUGGGAGCUCAGAGAGGGAAUCCACACUGGUGUGA
Messenger RNA from Condylura cristata (star-nosed mole), 876 nucleotides. It is a transcript of the gene TMEM221, whose product is annotated as transmembrane protein 221. The transcript is spliced from 3 exons. Bases 1 to 876 code for a protein of 291 amino acids. The record is from RefSeq and is a predicted model, not a curated record. Lineage: Eukaryota; Metazoa; Chordata; Mammalia; Eulipotyphla; Talpidae.